Messenger RNA from Colletes gigas, 4776 nucleotides. It is a transcript of the gene Invadolysin, whose product is annotated as leishmanolysin-like peptidase. Gene Ontology annotation, cellular component: cytoplasm; membrane. Gene Ontology annotation, molecular function: metalloendopeptidase activity. The coding region runs from base 698 to 2722 and encodes 674 amino acids. The record is from RefSeq and is a predicted model, not a curated record. Gene Ontology annotation, biological process: cell adhesion; proteolysis. Lineage: Eukaryota; Metazoa; Arthropoda; Insecta; Hymenoptera; Colletidae. The transcript is spliced from 14 exons.
UAAACGAUAGUUUUCCGUUGCUUUUAGAACCGUUACACGAGAAUUCCCCCUUAAAGACAGAAAACCAGACUGUACAAACGCGUAGAGGUCUAUCUAUUAAACCAGUCAUAAAAUUUAGACCGCUGAAAUAUUUAUUACUCAUUUUACUAAAUAAAUAACUAAUGUGAAGUUGAUUAUACGGAGUUACUAUCGGAUACAAAUACUAACAAAAAAGUGACCAUACGUAACUUCCAUUUCGGGAAAUCUUUUUGCGAAAGCAACUAUACUCAACAUUAACAUAUCAUUUACAAUUAAUUACAAAUGUGUUGUGCAGUGUUUUCGUAGAAUUUGUUCGGAAAGAGAUUUAAUACGUUCACUACGUUGAGAUUCACACUGAUAAGAUCAGGAAAGUGUCAAAUGUUUGCCGUAAUUAAGGGGUUAAACAAGGAUUCGUGUCUGAUCGAAAUAUCGAACAAAUUAGUUAAUACUUUCGUUAGUACAAAAUAUGUGACCUCGGAGUUUCGUUGCACUUGCGAUUCGAGUUCCGUUGAUUAUUAUACAGGUUGCACUCGGGAGAAGUUGUCGAAUUGACACCAACGAGCAUCUGCCAUGCUCUUGAUAUCGAACGCGAGUAGCGCGGCGCUGUGUGCCGCGACGUCUAUAUAAAUUCGCGGCGUCGGCGGGCGCGCUCAGUAUGUGUCAUGUCUUCUGAGUGCGGAUGUCGUCCGUGAUGGCGGUUUUGGUGCGGUUGAAGAUGCAAUGCGGCACCGUCGUAUUGCCGCUAAUCGUAAUAAUCGCGGUGUGUGGCACGGAACCUGCAUGCGGGAUGUUCGAGCUUCGUCACUGCAGUCACCGAUAUCCCCGGGCACACGAGGUUAUUCAUGGUGUUCAUAUAGAAUCAGCGCACGAAGUAAAAAAACGUAGCAUCAAUCAGCCCCUUCGGAUCCUUCUGUCGUACGACGAAAGCGUCUACAGACUGGACGAUGAAAAACUGGAUCUCAUUAAUAACACCAUUCUGCCUGAAGCUGUACAUUUUUGGGAACGAGCACUCAUGGUCCGUGAAACAAAAAACACUAUUAGACUGAACAGGAAAUGCGAAAGUAGUCAAGUCUUCGUAAAAGAUCACCACACACACUGUAUAGAUAGCUGUCGACCUACCACAAUGUGUGGUGAAGUUGUCGUCCCCGAAGAUCACCUUGACGUUUGUCGAACGUGUAACGCGACGGGACACAAUUGUGGAAUAGCAGAAGGAAGCAGGGCAGGUCGUGGAAUAGACGGUGCCGAUUUUGUCUUCUAUGUGUCCGCAAUGCAAACUCAAAGGUGCCAUAAAGGAUUAACUGUAGCCUAUGCUGCGCAUUGCCAACAGGAAGCAACAUUAGACCGGCCAAUAGCUGGCCACGCCAAUCUGUGCCCAGGAAGUAUCAGCACGAAACCACAAGAACUGGAAACCCUGUUAAGCACCGUUAAACACGAAAUAUUGCACGCAUUAGGGUUUUCUGUGAGCCUGUACGCCUUCUAUCGGGAUGAAAAUGGCGAACCCAGAACUCCCAGACGAACUGAUACGGGGAAACCAACAUUGAACGAGAAGUUUCAAACACACGAGUGGAGCGAAAACACGAUUAAAACUGUAGUUAGACCAUAUUGGCAAGUACACGGCGGAUACGUGGAAAGACAGAUGCAAAUGAUAGUCACGCCAAAAGUUCGCGUGGAAGUUCAAAAUCAUUUCAAUUGUCCGGACCUAGAAGGCGCAGAGUUGGAAGAUCAAGGAGAAGAUGGCACAGCUCUAACGCACUGGGAGAAACGAGUGUUCGAAAAUGAAGCGAUGACAGGGACACAUACUCAAAACCCCGUCUAUUCGAGAAUAACACUUGCUCUGAUGGAAGACACUGGGUGGUACAGUGCAAACUACUCGAUGGCCCAAGAAUUAGGAUGGGGUAGAAAUCUUGGUUGCCCUUUUGCGAUGAAAUCUUGCAAAGAAUGGAUAUCUUCCAAGUCAUCUCGUCUGACAGGAAAAUCCAUUCAUCCGUUUUGCAAUAAAGUGAAGCAGGAUCCGUUACAGACUGAAUGUACCGACGAUCGAAGUUCGGUAGCGUUGUGCAAUUUGAUUAAACAUCCACAGCCAUUGCCUAAGAAAUAUCAGAACUUCGACUCGAUUCCUCACGUGCCGUCUGGAGAAGAACAAUACUAUGGUGGCUCAGUAUCUCUGGCAGAUUACUGUCCCUACAUACAAGAAUUCACGUGGAGAGCUCGGAAUAUAGUAGUUAGAGGUUCUCAUUGUCUUUACGAAGAAAAUAAUCCUCAUCCAGAUAAAAAUUUUGCAUUAGAAAAGUAUGGUCCACACUCGAGAUGCUUCGAUCAUACGAAUCAAAUGUGGGAGGAAAAGACCUGCAAACAAGCUCGACAGUGGCAACAUUGGGGCUCUGGUUGUUAUCAAUACAUAUGCGAAGCUGGAAGAUUGCAUAUCGUGGUGGCAAAUUACACGUAUACUUGUUAUCACGCUGGCCAAGAAAUUGCCGUUAGGAUACUGCAAAAUGGCUGGCUCCAUAAAGGCGCUCUGACUUGCCCUCCUUGUCGAGAUAUUUGUCAGGCUGAACUAAAAGAAAAGCGGGAACAUUGUAAACCAGGCGACGAACACCCACCCGCGACAUAUUAUCACAGAGACAAUCUCCAUUGCGCGUCCGCAGGGACGCUCACAAAUCUGUCAACGUUUAUCGUCUUGAUAUAUUUUUCUAUUCUCAGAUGAUAUGUCGUAAAGAUUAGGUAAUAUUUUUAUGAACGUGAAAGUUAGAUCAAUGAUAUACCUUGAGAAUGUCGGCCGAGAGCGGAUUUAACGACAUGAAAGCAUAUCUGGAACCAAAAGUAGUUUCCUUCGAUCAAUUUCGAGAACUACAAUAGCAACUUUAUUUUAAUAUUUCAUCCGGAAUUACGGUAUCCUAACGAUUUUUAGUAAUUUUAGCGGUAACGUAUAUAACAUAGAUUAACACUUUUACGAUCGUACACGAAAGUACAGUGAAACGUAUUGUGUUUUGCGUAUUGUAAUUAUACCGUGUAAAUUAUCUAAUGAUUUCAUGUAGCCUCACAGUAACGAAUACAUUCCUACUUUUUUUACACGUUUCGUUGUGGUUAUGACCACCUCCGCCGGAGGUAGUACUAUAUAUUAUGUACACAAUGUACUAUGACGAAUAAUUUUGUUGGGUCGCGAAUCAUGCCCUUCCAUUUUUACAAUAGCAUUUCGACGUUUACGUUAACGCUACAAGCGAUUUACGGUAAUAGUUUUACCGUUUCGUUAAUGUAAACGGGAUAUUACUGAUUGUUCUGAUUGGCUGUGUUUGGGCUUCUUGCAGUAGUAUAUAAGACGCGACAUUGUACAUACAACAGAUAAUACUGUUGAAUGAGAAAGGGACGACCAUACAACAAUCAACAACGGAAAGAAAAAGAGCUCCACAGCGGUGCAAUACAUUGCAUAACCACGCUCAACAAAUUUAAUUUUAUCAAUUGUUAAUAAAUCCAAUUUAACGCCAGUUACGAAUACACGAGUACGAGUGAUUCUUAGAUUUAUAAAAUUGUACGAGUGCUAACAUUAUCCGCAACCGACACACCUAGAUCUUCCGUGUAAUUAUGUCAUACGUACACACAGACACAAUACUCUGAAAGUCAUUAACCACAUUUUAAUUAUCUAUAAGUAACAUUACCUCCUCCCUAAACGAAAUACUCGUUUAUGUAUUUAUUCAGUAAUGUUGUUAAUUCGUUGAAGUAUUUUACAAAUACUUUUUAUAUAAAUGUACAUACUUAGUUCACGUGAUGUAAUCACUUUUUAUCAUUUGUACGAGGAAAGUCACUUUGCUCGAGAAAUUUUAAUUUAAGAAGUAACAGAGUAUUAUAGUUAUCGAACUUUUCGUCGUUAAUAGGGGUGGGUCAUUCGAAAAUUGUCGAAGCUCUUAUUUAUUCGUAUAAUUCGAAACUCUCCAAACUUAAGGAAAUAGUAAUUUACGUAAAUUUUAAUUUUUGCAUAAACAUUCGUUUAUUUUACAAAUAUUAAUUAUGGCAUACGGUGGGCAUCAUAGUUGAUAAAAAAAGAAGUCUAGGCUCGAAAAGAACUCGUAUGCUAAUAUUUUUAAACGAGAAUUUUGAUUAGAUAAUUUUAUAAGUAAAUACUAAAAUUUGAUCCUUUAUUUUUAUUAUUUUCUGAAAGUGUUCACAUUUAUUGUUUUCUAAUUUUCUACUUCAGCCUUUUUUAUACUUGUUACGUUAAAUGAUUUUCUGUAAAAACAAUUUGUUAUGAAUUUAACCAUGCUUACAAUAAAAUGGAUAGUUUCUAAAAAUAUGAGAAAAAAUUAAGUAUUUAGAUCUACAUUUCCUGAAAAUUUAGAGUUUCAAGAGCUUCGAGAAAUUGGAAAUUAGGUUUCGACCCGCCUCUGAUCAUUAAUGAACCGGAAGUUUCGAUAAUAACAUAACUAUUUAAAUUAUAAUUGAUACUCAAAUUAUUCAAGCUGUAAUUCAUAGUCUGUAAAGUUCAAAUGUAUAUAGAUUACAAAGUAUACAUUAUAAGCAGCAUUUUUAUUUUGUUUUUAAAGGACAUGUUUUUAUUUUUACGAUGUAAACGAAAUAUAUGCAAGUAAGUUGCAGAUGGAGUAUAGAUUGUAUGGAACAUUAACCACCAAUUUCUCACCCGUUUGCAGACUAUUUAUUAUUUAAUUAAUUGUAAUUAAAACUGUACAAAACCAAUACCACGAACUUGAUUAAUAAUGUAUUUUUAUCAAAUUGCGUAACAGAACGUGAGAACAGUUUCGAAACACC